AUGCUGAUGGGCGCCUACCGUGAUGGGCAUCGCGGGAUCCGCAUCGCCUACAGGACCGAUGGGCAUUAUCUCAACAGCCGGCGAAUGCAGGCCCCGACGCGUCUCCCCGCACCUAGUAUCCAGGAUCUGCUCUUCGAUGACAACUGCGCACUCGAUACUACGACCGAAACAGACAUGCGACGGAGCAUAGAUCUCUUUGCCUCUGGCUGCGCCAAAUUCAGACUGACCUUCAAUAGGGACAAAACGGUGGUCAUGCAACAACAGCCACCGACCGCUGUAUACAGUGUCCGUCACAUCCACGUCAACGGCACCGAAAUGCAGACUGUGGACAACUUCGCCUUCACAGGCGUUACAAUGUCACGGUGUAUCAGAAUGGACAGUUAAGUGGCUUAUCGGAUCUCCAAAGCCAUCCAAUCUUUCGGUUGAUGUAGAACGUCGUGUGGAAUCGCCAGGGUCUUCAAAUGAACACCAAACUGAAGGUGUACAACGCCGUCGCCCUGACGAAACUUCUUCAGGAUGUUGAGACCUGGAUAGUCAACUCCAGCUAUGUCAGGAGGCUCAACCACUUCCACCUUAGUUGCCUCGGCAGAAAACUGAAUAUGAGACGGCAAGACAGGAUCCCGGACACGAAAGUACUCGAAAGGGACAAUUGGAAUUACGCUGGAGUGGUCAUCUCGUGGAAAUAUAAAAUGCAGGUCUGCCGAGACAAUUUUGCUACGGAACUGUUACUUCGGUUACUCUACAACAGCAAGGACAAAAAAGAUGUUUCAGGAAAACUGCAGAGAACUCUGCAAAGCGGCUGCAGAUCAAUUCGGAGACCUGAGGAUAUCUGGCCCAGAAUAGACUGGUCUGAAGAAGAGAAAUGAAGACCGGCGCGACCAUCUUAAAAUCCAACCGGAUCGUUGUCAAAGUCAAAAGUGAGGCUCGCACCGGCCCCGACUCCUCAAUGUCAACAGCCGUCUCCAACAGUCCUCCGUUGCCAACGCAUAUUCAGCGGACGUAUCAGCAUCUAAGGGCACCUACGGAAGCAAUACACUAACAACCCGGCAACAUCAACUUCUCCUCCUACGAACAAACUUAAGAUCACCCCUGCCGAAACCCCGCACUCGUAUAAGCGAGGGAACUUUCAUGGCAUUCGGACUUUUAUUAUCUGAAAAUCGAGGAUGUGCUGUCGAGGUAGACCCAAGGAUGCCUGAAAUUUCUUGUAUGGUCAGAUGGCACCUGGCCAUUGUAUCGGAAUCUUCAUCAGCUCAGGAAACUAUUUCAUCCCAGUCAAAAGCAACCCGAUCUCCAAUGCCCAUGUAACUUCCGUUUUGCUGCUUCCGUAUCUUGCCAACGCUGGACCGAACGGUAGUUUUUUUCCUAUCAACAAUUAAGUAGGCAACUAGGACUGAAAUCACUGUCUAAUGAAGUCUGUUCAUAUCAAACUGUUGGGAAUGGAAGUAGACAAAUUCCAUUUCACUCAAGUUUCUAGAGUCAUUUGGCAAAAGGGGAGCAUUGCACGUGGAACAAACCUCGCGGUUGAUCAAUGACUUUCCACGAAGUUCCAAUGGCGUUGGCCACCGAGCAGUUGUAAAACCCACCAACUGCUGAGUUGGGAGGCAGCAGCGGCACUUUCAGGCUCCAGCCGAACUCUGUUCUCCGCAAAGAGAUUGGUGUGUCUGAUGUCCUAGCGCUGCCAUCACCGGCUCCAAAAAGCACCAUCGUCGUCUUGCCUCCCGCUGCGUGCAGACGAAGUUCGAGGGAGCCGAGGUUCGGAAUGGGAAGACCAGAAACCUCGCAGAGGAGGUAACUUACACUGGACUCCCCGAAAGACUUGAGCACAGUCAGGUUUAUAUGAGGCUUGACUAAAACACAAGGGACAACUUGAGAAAUUUACUGACAGCGAUCUGGAUGUUGGGCGGAUGAGUGUUAUGUCAGGUACAGUAGGAGGACUAACUCAAGAAAUGUCAACCAAAAUUUCGAAAUGCGUUCUCGUUUCGAAAAGAUAAAUUAAGUAGUGUUGUAAAACUAAUCGUGAUGCAGCAUAAAUCUAUAAUGAUCCAGUUACCUCAGGGUGUCGGCUUUUGAAAGAACUUAUGUUCGGCUGCAUGCAAGGUCCAUACUCUGCAAAAAUGACUACUUAAGUAGUAUGCAAUGUUCUCAUUGAUUUUCGAUGCCCUUGAAAAUUCAAUUAUAUUUCAUGGAAAACAUGCAUAAAAAUAUUCAUUCUUUUACUUAUUCAGUAGAAAAUCACGUCUUCUUUCAAUUUCAUACUCAAACAAAGAGUAUAAUUCGAUUUUAAAGAAGUUUCUAAUUGUGAGAUUUGUUAAUACCGUUAAAUGGCCGUUCAUGAAAAGUCAUGUAUCUGCAUUGUGACAUGGCGACCGUAAACCGCCAUUAAAUAAGUUUACUAGCCACCGCUGCCUUGUGGUUAGGCCUUUAAGCCAAAGCGCUAGAGGAGACAACCUCGAACAAACAAUCCCAGCGGCUGUUGGGGACCCGCCCGUAUUCGAAAUUCCCAAGAAACCUCAUGCAACAUGUCCAAUAACAGUACUACGACCCAUGCUACGGCGUCCGCGGGAACCGACGCGCUCCGCAACCGUAGUCCAGUGGUGCGGGCGAAUAGUAUGCGAGCUGGACUACUCAAUCGUGGAAGGACUCUCGGUAUUGGAUGCUGGAAUGUACGAACGUUCCUGGACCCUGGUACCCAAAGUCUGACCGCACGCAGCCUUCAUCAGUACAACGUGGAUGUCUGCUGUCUGUCUGAGGUACGACUUCCUGACUCGGGCUCUCGUGAAAUAAAGAUCCCGGGAGUCGAAUCCCACUUCACUCUGUACCACAGCGGCCCCCGCGAUUCCUCUGGUCGACACGGUGUGGCGAUCGCCUUAUCAACAAGCGGAGCUUGCGCUACUUGCUUGGGAACCAGUAAAUGACCGGAUGGCCUACGUGCGACUGAAGGGUCACUUCACGAACAUCUCCAUCGUCGCUGUGUACGCACCAACUUCGGCUGCCGAACAGCGCGAUAAAGAGGAGUUUUACUCUCAGUUGCAAGCACUAGUUGAAAGACUGCCUCGCCGCGAUCUGCUGAUUGUUGCUGGCGAUUGGAAUGGUCGAACUGGACCUGGCGACCCCACAACCAGUCAUCUUCUUGGCCGCUUUGGGCUUGGUUCUCGAUGUGAAAAUGGUGAGAGAUUGCUGAACUUCGCUGAUCGAAACCGACUGCUUGUCACCAACACAUGUUUCCAGCAUCGCAAAAAACAUCUGCUGACCUGGUAUUCAAACGACGGUCGUACGGCCAGUCAGAUUGACUACAUACUAGUCAGCUCAAGGUUCCGCAGCUGGGUUCAUGAUAGCAGAUCGAUGCGUGGUGCCGAGACUGGUAACGCCCAUGGGUCGGAUCAUGUCCUCGUCCGUACACGCCUGAAAGUUCACCUCUCAUCCGCACCAAAAAUUCCACAUCCUAGACGCCUCAAUGUCGCAAAAAUCCGGCAAGCCAGCACUGCCGAGGCCCUAAGCAGAGAAAUCCGGACCUGUUUUACGGCCCGAGUCGACGGAGAAGUCAGUAACCAGUGGUCGUCGCUGAAGACAUCAGUCUAUGGGGCAGCUGAGAAAAUCCUUGGAUACACCCAGCGACGCCGCAGUGACUGGAUCAGCGGACGAACCCUGGAGUUGUCUGCUCAGACGGCUAGAGCCAGGUCCCGCAACGAUGACCAUUUCCGCCAACUUCGGAAGAUGACGGCAAAAUCGGCCAGGGAUGACCGGAAACAAUAUUGGGCUGAAAUAGCGACAUCCAUGGAACAGGCCUCGAACGUUGGUGACACUCGAAAGCUCUACCGUCUGAUCCGCCAAGUUAGCGGUAAGCCCUCUACACUGAGUGACUCUGUUCGCGAUGUGAACGGCAGCUUUAUUGCUGACAACUCGGCCAAAGUCGAGCGCUGGCGUGAGCACUUUGAGCACCAUCUCAACUUCGAUACCCAACCUACAUCGCUCUUGUUCUCCUCCUCAGCGGAGUUUCUUCCCUCUCCUACCUAUGCAGUGCCAUGCGAUCCCCCUCCGAGGAAGAAGUCGCCAAUGCCAUACGAAAGUUGCGCAACAAUAAGGCACCCGGAGAGGACGGUAUACCCGCUGAAAUCUUUAAGUCUUGUGUCGACACUCUGGCGCCCUGGCUCCAUGAGGUGAUUGAACGAGCGUGGAGAGACGAGGUUGUUCCUGAUGACUGGGGCUUAGGCAUCCUUGUACCUAUCCUCAAGAAGGGAGAUAAGACGAGAUGCGAGAACUACCGCGGCAUAAGUCUCAUCGACGUUGCUGCGAAGAUCUUCGCUAUUGUCCUACUCGGACGAUUCCAGGCUGUGCGUGACUCAAGGACGAGGCCCAACCAAGCCGGAUUUCGUGCUGGCCGUGGAUGCGCAGAUCAGAUAUUCACACUGAGGCGCAUUCUCGAAUUUCGCCAUAGCUACCAACAACCGACGGCCGUCUGCUUCGUUGACUUUUCCGCCGCGUUCGAUUCCGUUCACCGUGAGUCCCUGUGGCGGAUAAUGGCGCUAGAUGGUGUACCGGCCAAAAUCAUCGCCAUGAUCAAGGCCUACUAUCGUUCCACUACUGCGAGAGUCCUGGUCCGUAACAAUUUUUCCCAACCGUUCGGUAUUCGGUCUGGCGUCCGACAGGGUUGUAUACUGUCACCCAUACUGUUCAACUACGCUAUUGACUGGAUCCUCGGGAGGGCCCUACGCGACAGUGACGGUGUUGAAUUUGCACCCGGACAUCGACUGACUGAUCUCGACUAUGCCGAUGAUAUCGCCUUACUUGCUUCAAGUUUUGGUGAUCUGCAGUCUAUGGUGUCACGAGUGAACGAGGUCGCUAAAUCAGUCGGUAUGUCCAUAAACGCUGGGAAGACCAAAGUAUUCUCAAGCUGCAUUCCUGACCAGGAGAAGGCACCCCUGGGGAUUGAUGGCUGUCAACUUGAAGAAGUGGACAGUUUUAAAUACCUCGGGGCGCGGCUGCUGCCUAAUGGACAGAGUAAGGACGACAUUGUCUCCCGAAUCGAUGCUGCCCGCUGGGUUUUUUCAAGCCUUCGGAAAUGCCUGUGGAACCGACGUGACCUCUCCAUCGCCACUAAGAUUCGCGUGUACCGUGCAUCUGUCCGGUCUGUCCUUCUCUACGGUUGUGAAUGCUGGGCUUUGCGUGUGGCGGAUGAGCGAAAACUGGAGGUAUUUGACCACCACUGCUUGAGGACCAUCCUUCGAGUGAAGUUAACCGACUUCGUCUCAAAUGAGAUAGUCCGCGCUCGCUGCGACAACAUCGCGAGGAUAACUCAGGCCAGCCAAGAAAGACGACUGAGGUGGUUCGGGCAUGUUCUUCGUCGUCCACCUCAGGAGCUCAGUGUUACUGCCCUCGAUCCGGCACCGUUGCCCAAUUGGAGGCGUCGAAGAGGGGGUCAGUUCAAAACCUGGCUCGACACUGUCCGUCAAGACAUGGAGGUGGUUCUUGGACCUUCGGUAUUCGGUCUCCGUCGUUGGCGAAGGGAAUGGGUUGAACUGUCUAGAUCUGCGGCCGCGGAUCGUCACGCGUGGAGAGGUACAAUUCGGGACAUCAUAGAGGCCGGCUAG
Spirometra erinaceieuropaei is the source of this 5588-nucleotide messenger RNA. NCBI's taxonomy places the organism in Eukaryota, Metazoa, Platyhelminthes, Cestoda, Diphyllobothriidea, Diphyllobothriidae. The record is from the annotation of a GenBank genome assembly.